AUGAUUAUGUUGAGACGGCAAAUUAUGUACAUAAAUAAUGAGAUGCUGUCAGCUUCAAGCAAAAAUGAUCCUUUAACACUGGUUCUUGUUCAGUUCUGGUGCAGCUACAGCACAGUGCCACUGAAUGUGAUUGUGACUCAGAUGGGAUCUCAAUGGAAGAAAGCUCUGGUGGCAGAAAGUGUGAGAGAGUCGCUCCAUAGUUGGUGUAAGAGAGUAAAGGAGAGGUCUAAACACGACUCAUUGCAUUCACGCACUACAAGGUCUAUAUGCUCACUCGAAUCAACAAUUGAUGAAAGAGAUGAAAUAAUGGUGGCAUCCAGUACUUUAUCUAGGAGUUCUUCCAUGGAGUCACUGAAUCAAGUAACUAUAACAUCAACUGAACAAGCAGAGUCUGUUCUUCAGACCUCCGAACAUCCUGAAACUGAAUUGUCAUUUAGAGUGCAAGAGUACUUAUCGGAUACUAUAAACAUUAAUGCCUUGGAACCUCCCAGUACUGAUGAAGAAGGUAGUACAGGCAAUGGAGAGGAAGGGAAAGUUGAGACUCUUUAUGACUUAUUUCAGAAGACCUGAAACACAUCCUUUCUGGGUUCAGAUAAUUUUUGGAUAGCAUUAAAAUGUGCAACCAACUUGCUUGGAAUACUGAUAAUGCACAAUGAAUGGUGUAAAAUAAUCUUGUAUUGGAAGGUUGUAAUUUUUAAGCCUGGCAUAACUUCUUAACCCACAUUGGUAUGAGCCAUGAAAAUAGGUUUUUAUUUAUUCAUAAUUCUAAGAUACGAAAGAAAGUUACAGAGAAAUGGCAAUGAAGUU
Messenger RNA from Pistacia vera, 807 nucleotides. Its product is annotated as MLO-like protein 4. The record is from RefSeq and is a predicted model, not a curated record. Gene Ontology annotation, cellular component: membrane. The transcript has 3 exons. NCBI's taxonomy places the organism in Eukaryota, Viridiplantae, Streptophyta, Magnoliopsida, Sapindales, Anacardiaceae. Gene Ontology annotation, biological process: defense response. The coding region runs from base 1 to 570 and encodes 189 amino acids.